This is a messenger RNA of Rhagoletis zephyria (snowberry fruit fly), 975 nucleotides long. RefSeq lists its product as uncharacterized. The record is from RefSeq and is a predicted model, not a curated record. Lineage: Eukaryota; Metazoa; Arthropoda; Insecta; Diptera; Tephritidae.
AUGGACCCAAAAUCCAAAAAGUGCAGUAACUGCGGUGGAAAUCACACUGCUAACUAUAGAGGCAUAACCCCAUACCAGAANUCCCAUAAGCGUAAAGGCCCGGUUCAAUGUCAUAACUGCCAGGAAUUUGGUCACACAUGUCGCUACUGCACCUUACCUGUUGUCUGUGUUAUCUGUGAGGAUCAACACACUUCUAAGGAAUGUGUGGAACCAAACAUGGACCCAAAAUCCAAAAAGUGCAGUAACUGCGGUGGAAAUCACACUGCUAACUAUAGAGGUUGUCCAGUUUAUAUCUUAAUGAAAGAGAAAACAAUUCCCAAAAAUAUUCGCAUUAGGCAUAACCCCAUACCAGAACCCGCUAAGCAAAUGUCUGCGCCAAUGACUGUUAAUAACUUUACUUCAUAUGCACAAAUGCUCAAAAAUACUCCUCCGACACAACCAAUUUUUGGUCAGAAUAGUAGUAACCUAGAAGAAGCUACUAUAAACAACUUUAUGAAUGUUAUGCAGGAGCAAAUGAUGGCAAUGCAGAGCAUGGUACAAGAUUUGAUUANAACAUGGACCCAAAAUCCAAAAAGUGCUGUAACUGCGGUGGAAAUCACACUGCUAACUGUAAAGGUUGUCCAGCAUAACCCCAUACCAGAACCCGCUAAGCCAAUGUCUGCGCCAAUGACUGUUAAUAACUUUACUUCAUAUGCACAAAUGCUCAAAAAUACUCCUCCGACACAACCAAUUUUUGGUCAGAAUAGUAGUAACCUAGAAGAAGCUACUAUAAACAACUUUAUGAAUGUUAUGCAGGAGCAAAUGAUGGCAAUGCAGAGCAUGAAUAUGAGUAACCUAGAAGAAGCUACUAUAAACAACUUUAUGAAUGUUAUGCAGGAGCAAAUGAUGGCAAUGCAGAGCAUGGUACAAGAUUUGAUUAAAAAUCAAAAUCUAUUACUUCAAGCCAUUUUAUGCGAACGGGAUAACCUAGCAUAA